Molecule: messenger RNA, 3834 nt
Organism: Octopus bimaculoides (California two-spot octopus)
Lineage: Eukaryota; Metazoa; Mollusca; Cephalopoda; Octopoda; Octopodidae
Biological process (GO): proteolysis
Cellular component (GO): cytoplasm
Molecular function (GO): calcium-dependent cysteine-type endopeptidase activity
Source: RefSeq, a predicted model, not a curated record
ACAACACUAUCAACAUCAUCAUCGAUAUCAUCAUCAUCGUCGCCGUCACCCGCAGUUGCCGCCAUCGCCGCCGCCGCCGCUGCCGUGUCGACCCCCACGACAACAGUUCGAACCGCGCGGCCGGAGCAAGGUGACAAAGGAAAUCGGCAGGAGAUACAGAACGCGGAGUAUUUGGCCCUGAAGGAACAGUACGCAGCCCGGCGAAGUCGGAAACUCCAAUCACAACAACAUGCCAGUAAACAAGAACAAUUCGAUAAACAACGUGAGAAAUCCGUCGGAGCUCAACUGGAAGGAGCAGACGACACGUUGCAUAAAAACAAGCAGGCGGGUUUGGAUGCCGGCAUUUUGGAGGGAGAAUCAAAAUCUGAGGUGAAAACGGAAAGAAAUAUUAGACUAGAGUCACAAGAAGAAGGUGAUGAGGGGUCAGAGGUAAAGACAUAUGCAGACGAUGGUUGUUCGUUAAGUCCCGGAGACAUAGACGAUGGCCCCCUUCUGUUUGUGGAUAAUAGCUUCCCCCCGGAUAUAUCAUCCCUCAGUUAUGUCUACAGUGGUGAAGAUAAAUACGAGAGAAUGGUGUUUAAACGACCGACUGAAAUCGAUGAAAAUCCCACGUUCACAGGUGUCGGCGGCACGUGCCAGUGGCCGUUUCCUUGGGUGUUGUGGCGCGGAAGAGGAUGGUUUCAAGGGGCUAUGGCAAUCGCAUCCCUAAGCGUCAAGUGUUUGGAAAAAGUCAUCCCUGGUUACCGUAAAUUCGAAGAAUCAUUUCAGGAAGAUUACUUUGGCGCCUUCAUAUUCCGACUGUGGCGAUUUGGAGCCUGGCAGGAUAUCAUCGUCGAUGACAACCUCCCCUUCUUGGAUAGCCAGGUGGCCUACUGUGAACCCGUAGGCUCACACCACGAAUACUGGGCCCCUCUCUUGGAGAAGGCCUAUGCCAAGUGUAACAGGACAUAUGAAUCAAUCGAAAAUGGAAAUAUCCUGGAUGCCCUAACUGACCUUACUGGUGCCAUCUGUGAAUACUUCACACCGGAUGUCAACCCUCCACAUAACCUCUUCCGCCUUUUACACAUGUCUUGUUUCCACCGGUCUCUGAUUGUGUGUUGGCGCAGUGAGAAACGCCUGACGCCAAUCGGGUUUAUAGUUUACCAGCCUUCACAGCAAACAUCCAUAUGGAAUGAUGCCGAAGAUACGCACCGCUUUCUUCAUAUUGUGACAGCAGCCACCAAGUUUGCUCUCCGCAGUGACAAGACUAUGUGGGACACGGUAAACGGUGACUUCAUGGAAAGGUACAAACCGUUACAGAACAAAGAACAAGACGAAUACUGGAUGACCGUCGAAGACUUCCGCUGUAACUUCGGCAGUAUGAUCAUUUGCUCCAGUUCAGAACCUUAUGUUCCAGAGGGACUGAAUUUAACCAGGAAAUAUUCACGGACAGAGAAGCAUUUUGUGCUGCAAAGCCAACAGCUGACCCAGCUGAAGAGCAAUGCUUUCAAGAUAAGGAGCUGGUCUCUCACUGAGCAGUACUCGCCGUCUGAAUGUGGGGACGAUGUUUUAAAAAGGGAAAGGGACCUGCUUGAUACUCCGCACAUUUUCAAAGACAGACAAGAAGAAAGCCCCGACAGUGGUGGUUCGUUCAGGAGCGUCUUCUCCCCAUCGAACAAUAAAGUAUUCCAGUUCGAACUCGGCUCCAGUCCAAGGUCUCCUGACUUUAUUGAAUCACAGCCACACCACCAUCGUUCUCUGACCUCCAGUCCAAUCAGUGGAAUCCAAAGGAAACUGGCGUAUCAACCCCCGGGACGCAGUCCUUUGGUGUCGGAAAAAUCUGGCGAAGAACCGAAACCCGAUCCUGGUAGAGAAAGGAGACAAUCAAGGCCUUUAAUUAGGGGGAAAUCAGCGAAUCUGCCGAGGGACACACUCAGUGAGAGUGUCAGUAACCUAGGGGACAGCAGCUGGGUGUCCUCGUAUAAGGAUUUACUUGCUCCCUUUGGAAUUAAGAGGAAAAACAACAACGAAGUCACAGACAGCAGUUCUGACUUUGUAAAAACGGGAGACUUUCAAAAAACUCAAAAAGCGAAGAGUUUCGACGGAUGUAGCCUACCAAUGAGCAGAGACAGUUCCAGCCAAGGAGAAUCAAACCAAACUACUUCGGUUCGAUCGAAAAGUGUUUCGCUCUACCAGUCAUAUUACAGGGAACAAGAGAAGUUAAAGGAGAAGAGUCAGAUAACGGUUAAGAGCGCUACAAAGGCCCAUUCGGGUGUGGGUGUCAGCAGCUCUGAGAGUAGAGAAGCUGAAAAGGGUCUCAGUGUCCCACGAAAGACGUCAUGCGGGCAAAACGAAACAGAACAAACUCGGCGUCCAUCGAUUCAGUUUUUUCGACAAGCGACCAUAGAAGGAGACACGGAAGAGCCAAUUGCCUCAGCAAAAGGAGAACCGGAAAAACCUACGAGUAAAAAACAGUCGGAAGAAAAGCGGGGGAAGACGCUGUUUAAGAGCUGCUUAAGCACAGACGAAGAUGAUGAUGAUGACGAUGUUGAUGACGUCAGAGAUGACACCUGCAAGAAUUUAUCACAUGACGCGCAGAUGACCGGAAUCCAAGAACGGGAAAUACGGAAAGAAGGAGAAGAAUCGUCCAAACCAGAACUAACCGUUGACAACUCAUCGCAAGUACGGAAGAUAUCGUCCGAGAGUGAGAAAGGAGUUCGUGUCACAACAUCCCCGACUAAAACGAACCUUCAGUCAAGUCAAAGCAACGAUGGAAACUCAGACUUUAUUGCUUUGGUCAACAAAGUCAAGAAAGUGCGCCUGCGCAGUGCUCCCGAUCGAACACACAGCGAGUCGAGUUCCGGUGGCUUCACUCAACCUCAUCAGCAACAAGCUUCGAUGACUCCACCGACUCGCAAAUAUGGCCGUCAUGAACGAUUAAAUCUCUUUUGUCAUUCGAACAGAGAGAGCUCUCAGAGUGUAUCCGAUCUCACCAGCAGAAUAGACGCAGGCGCAGCUACGACUACUACUGCUACACUGCUUCCGAUCACGGAUGAACACAGAAACAUCUCCCUCGGAACGGUUUCUUCCCUUUCAGAGUCAAAUUUUCUGGCCAGUAAAGUCGACCAUUUCUGCCCGACUGGACGCUGGAGUCAACUUGUCAAUUACCAUGGAAACUGGACUAAACGGAACAACUCCUUUGACAUGGAUCAGAACCCAAGGAUUUUACUGACUGUCCAUAAAUUAGACGCAUGGAAAUCGGACCUGGAUACAGUUUUCAGCGGACGUAGUCACGUGAUCAUUUCCCUCCUCCAAGACUACAGACAUGGCUCUUCGACCGCGAACAAUCUCAUCCAGCCGAUUGGAUUCUGUAUUUAUAAGACGAAGUACCCGGAGAAGGACGAGAGGAAGCAUCUUUCCAAGCUGACGUUUGUAAGCAAAGAGAUGUCAAAUGGUGGGUCACGUGAGGUAAUCAAACGGACCAAUCUGGAGCAGGGAAAUUAUUUCAUUGUGCCAUUCUGUUCCAACAAGGAGCAUACUGGCGAGUUCAUAGUUCGAGUCCUGGCUGAGAAGAACGUCAAAGAGGAGAAAUCAGAUUGUAAAUUAUCCUAGAAUGACAGCGAAGAAGAACGAGAAGAACGAGAAGGAGAAGAAGAAGGAAAAGAAAAUGCUGGAAGAAGUGGUGGGGGGAGGAACGGUGGGAGAGGAAGCAAUGGAAAGAAAGAAAUAAAGAGGCAAAGAAAGAAAGGAAGAGAAAGGAAGAACAAGAAUAGAAAAGAAAAACAAAGGAAAAAAAAACAAAAAAAGAAUCCAAACAGUUACAUCCCGAGGAGAAAACUAAAACAAGAAUAGCAA